CUGUAGCAAGGAAUUUAAUCCAUCAUCUUACCUACGAACACAUAUCAGGACACAUACAUGAGAGGAAACAUAUCAAAUAUAUAAGAUCACUUACAGAAAUAUGUUCAUACGUAUAUGAAAUAUAUGAAAGAUAUGCCUUACACGUGCAAUAUCUGUAAUAAGGGCUUUAGUCACUUAUCUAGCCGACGAGAACAUAGCAGGAUACAUACAGGAGAAAAACCCUACAAGUGUGAUGUCUGUGGUAAGACAUUUAGACAAUCAGAUGCCCUAAGACAACAUACCAGGACACAUACAGGAGAGAAACCUUACCAGUGUGAAAUCUGUAGUAAGAAAUUUAGUCAAUCAUCUAACCUACAAAGACAUAUCAGGAUACAUACAGGAGAUAAACCUUACCAGUGUGAUGUCUGUAGCAAAACAUUUAAGAGGUUAAACAACGUACAAAGACAUCUGAAGAUACAUACAGGGGACAAUCUUUACAAGUGUGAUAUUUGUGGUAUAGGAAUCGGUUCCCAAUCUCUUUUACGAAACCAUAUCAGAACACAUACGGGAGAGAAGCCCUUCAAAUGUGAUAUAUGUAGUAAGGAAUUUAGUCAAUCUCACUUACGAAGGCAUAUCAGGACACAUACGGGAGAGAAGCCUUUUAAAUGUGACAUAUGUAGUAAGGAGUCUGGUGACUCAUCUAACCUGCGAAAACAUAUUUUGACACAUACAGGAGAGAAACCAAACAAGUGUGAUAUUUGUAGUAAAAGAUUUAUCACGUUAACGCACUUAAAAAGACAUAUAAAGACACAUGCCGAAGAAAAUCCCUACAAGUGUGAUGUCUGUGGUAAGUCAUUUAGAGAAUCUCAUGCCCUAAGACAACAUACCAGGACACAUACAGGAGAGAAACCUUACCAGUGUGAAAUCUGUAGUAAGAAAUUUAAUCGAUCAUCUAACCUACAAAGACAUAUCAGGAUACAUACAGGAGAGAAACCUUACCAGUGUGAUGUCUGUAGUAAGAAAUUUAGCCGGGGGGCUAACCUGCGAAAACAUAUUUUGACACAUACAGCAGCGAAACCCUACAAGUGUGAUAUUUGUAGUAAAAGAUUUAUCACGUUAAAGCACUUAAAAACACACAUCAAGACACAUGCCGAAGAAAAACCUUACAAGUGUGAUAUCUGUAGUAAGAAAUUUAGUCGAUCAUCUAACCUACAAACACAUACCAGGACACAUACAGGAGAGAAACCUUACCAGUGUGAUAUAUGUAGUAAGGCAUUUAGCCGGGGGGCUAACCUGCGAAACCAUAUUUUGACACAUACAGGAGAGAAACCAUACAAGUGUGAUGUUUGUAGUAAAAGAUUUAUCAAGUUAACGCACUUAAAAAGACAUAUAAAGACACAUGCCGAAGAAAAACCUUACAAGUGUGAUAUCUGUAGUAACACAUUUAAUACGGCAGCUAGCCUGCAAAGACAUCUUAAGACGCAUACUGGGGAAAAGUCUUACACGUGUAAUACCUGUUGUAAGAAAUUUAGUAAAUUCUCUAGCCUUAGAACACAUAUCAGAAAACAUACAAGAAACAAACUUUACAGGAGUGAUGUAGACAAUAGUAUGGUUAGUGUUAAUAGUAGCCUACAGGGACACUUCAACACACACGCAAGGCAGGAUGUUGAAAGCAGCGAUACAUCUGAGACAACGUUCGAAUGUUGGCAGCAACAAAGCCAGUUCAAAUCGAAAACUGGAGAACAGUAUUUAAACCAAAGCGUACGUGACAACUUGGACGAGAGGCUAAUUGACACAGGUGCCACUACCGGUGUUAGUGAGAUUACUAGUGUUAGUGGGACAUCUGAAGACAGCAAAGCUAGUGUUCCUUUGACUACUGGUGUUCGUUGGACUUCUGAAGACACUAAAACCACGGAUGUUAAUGGAACUAUUGGUGCUAGUGAGACUACUGGUGUUAUCAUGACUACUGAAGACGGUAAAACUACAGGUUUAAGUAAGACAGCUUUGGAGGCUGAUAUAAUAUACCGUGGAAUGAGGUUGUCAAAGACAGAUGAUUGUGCACAAGUAUUUACGUACAGCGUGCAAAAUAUACUACAAGAUUAUUAUAAGACAUAUUAAAUUUAGAAUGCAUGCCCUUGAUACAAGGAUUACACCAAUGAGAGCUUGGUAAAACACUACAAUGAUAACGUACAUGUAAUAUAAAUAGAAUGCAUUAUAUUAGUGAUUAUCUUUUUAACAAAAAGUCAGGGAUGAUAGAAAACAAUUUCUUUCAAGGGGAAUAUGGUAUUUGUGCAAAACUGUUAUAGAAUGGUGAAUUAAACAUGUCUGUAUAUGUUGUUUGUUUGUGGUAGUAAGGGAUCCUCCUUGGAACGAUCUUUUUCGUUUGAUAAUGAGAGAUGUUUUUGUCAAAAUAUGUCAGCUUUCAUCAUUUUAUACAUAUCGUGAUUUUAUUCACUCUCCGGACUCAAUAGAAAGUACGUUAUCUCAAUGUAAAUACAUGUACUUGAAAAGAUCUAAGCUGUACCCUUAAAUGGAAGUAGUAUGCGAAAAUACACAUUAAAUAAAGCGUUUAAUUAUGAGUCCAGGUAUAUACUACUCUGUCUUAUUUAGGAUCAUUUGUGGUUUUAACAAUA
This is a messenger RNA of Mizuhopecten yessoensis (Yesso scallop), 2612 nucleotides long. RefSeq names its product zinc finger protein 883-like. The coding region runs from base 115 to 2097 and encodes 660 amino acids. Lineage: Eukaryota; Metazoa; Mollusca; Bivalvia; Pectinida; Pectinidae. The record is from RefSeq and is a predicted model, not a curated record. Gene Ontology annotation, molecular function: DNA-binding transcription factor activity, RNA polymerase II-specific; RNA polymerase II cis-regulatory region sequence-specific DNA binding. The transcript has a single exon. Gene Ontology annotation, biological process: regulation of transcription by RNA polymerase II.